UUUGGCUAGGAUCUCAGGAGGGUCUGGUGCCAGGGAGGGCCAGGUGAUAAUCUCAAGGCAGGACGUAACUCAAAUCAGAAGAGUAGGGGUCUGGUGAUAAGGGGAGGGUCAGGUACCCAGAGGAGAGCCUGCUACAACACUUUUAAAAGAUGUCACCAUUGAGCUGAAGUGUAUGCCUAGUGUCAUCUUUUUUUCCACGUAGGUGGGCAAAAGGUACGAGUACGAAGGAUCUGAAGCUAAAGUAAAAGGUUGUUGCAUAAAAAGGGGGGGAGGGUCUGGUGCAACAAAAAAAAAAAGUGGAAAUUAUGGUACCGAAGGAGAGGGUCUGGUGUAUCGCUGGGAAGAAUAUUUGUAUCGAGGGGACAGGCCGCUGGGAGAAAGCCAAAAACAAAAAAAAUAUAUAUAUAUAGAAAAAAGAGGGUGGGCCUUGUGUCAAGCUUUAAAAGAAUAACGGUAAGAAGAAGACAAAAAAUGAAAAGAAAUCAAAUUAUUAAAAAUUUCCCAUGAAGUCGAUGUGAAAUCGCUGUUAAGGAGCAACACUUGGUGUAGGCCUAGUGUCAUAAUCUGUUCUUAAAGUGUGGGCAAUAAUCGGUGAGUGACAAGACUCAGGCCUCCCGCCGGCUAAACGCAGCUGGAAAAGCCGUGAGUCUCUGUGUACCGGCCACCAUAUCCGCCGGUUAGCUUACACGACUACAGCAAAGACUACUAUUAUCGCGCUGCGUGUAUUGCGGGGGAGAAUGCUUGCAUGUAGGGGACUGGUCGCUGGUUGACAGAUUAAAAAAAAAAUAAAUAAAUAAAUAAACAAGGGCUAAGAGCCAAACUUAAAUACAACAGCUACAAAUUGCAUUUGUUAAAGCGUUUCUUGCGAACUUGUCCCCAUACAGUACUCACGAACAUGCUCAAAACAUUUCAAAGGCGAUUGUUAUCCAGUCACUUAUACAAUACAAACAAGUCUUGGAAAGUCAAUAAAACCAAGAAAUCUUCCUACAUCAGUGUCAAAUAUACAAAAGUACUAUAGCUGUUAAAACCAUUUACGAUGUUUAUUAAAAAUCUUAAACAAGAAGCAAGCAUCAGAUAUACAACAUCGAUGCUUCCUACACUGUUCUGGUCUACAAGAUCGUGACAGUCACAAACACAUCAUCAGUCCUAUCAUUAUCCAGCACAAUGCUAAAAAAAACAACUUUGACCCUUACAACUCUGCUUUUACCUGAUAAUCUCUCUCAUGAUUGAGGUCGGCAGGGUGUGUCUCACCGUUGGCCUUGAGUGUGUGUCCGUGUGCUGGAGAAAUGGCGAGCCCUAGUUGUGUUCUUUGUCUCGUCGGCAUCUUGACCCUCUUCACAAGUGUUGUGCAAGGAAAUUUACGAAAAACGCCAGCUGUUGAUCCGUCUUUGAUAAGGAAAGUUCAUCUCAUAUUUAUGAAUCACCUUGAUGUUGGCUAUGAUGGAAUUUACCCAACUGUUGGCUUCGCCCUAAAUGUCAUCAACAAGUACUUUACCGAGUACUAUCCUAGAGCCGUCAGCCUUGCGGAGGGUCUUCGGCUGUUCGGUUUUCAAGAAAGGCUGGUGUACACUACCCACCCCUGGCUACUUCGCCUCUACCUGAACUGCACGACCGUGACCAUGGCCAGCAACGUGUCUUUGCAGUGUCCGUCGCAAGAUGAGGUGAAUGCGAUGCGGCUGGCCAUCAACAAUGGCGACGUGGUGUGGCACGCCGGCCCCAUGAACAUGCAAUACGAAUUUUUCAUGGACCCCACGCUGCUGGACAUGGCCUUGGACAUCAGCUUCGGUCUUGACCGAGAGUUCAACAUUCAGAGGACAACACCAGUCGUCAGCCAGCGGGAUGUGCCGGGCAUGACCAGUGCUGUGAUCCCCAUCAUGAAGAAGCACAACAUCACCGCCAUCACCGUUGGUGUCAACCAGAUGACCAGCCCGCCGGCUUUGCCGUCGCAGGCAUUUGUGUGGAAGAUGCGUCCUGAGGACAAAGAUGAGGAUGGCGUGAUUGCAUUCUGGCAUCCGGGGGGCUACCCGGGUAAUCCUGGCUCUUUCCCCAUUAUGGCGGGUGGCAUGUCUGUAAAGGAUUGCGUGUUCGCCCAGGACGUGCAGGCUUUUCCCGAGACACUGUGCUUUGCCUUCCGCACGGACAACAGCGGGCCACCGGAGACCAUCCAGGAAAUCCUUGGGAACUUCGAACUCGCCCGCGGUCAAUUCCCCAACGCGAUGGUGCAAGGGUCAACUCUGGACGACUUCGUGUCAGCACUGAAAGCAUCUCCCACGACCUUUGAGCCUGUUACCCAGGAGAUUGGCGACACGUGGAUCAUGGGAGUGCAGUCGGAUCCAAAGAAGACGGCCAUGUACCGAGCUUUCGUGAGGGCGUUCGCUGACUGUAUCACUAUAGGUCUGUGCGAAUCAGACGAUCCACGGAUUACACAAGCGGCGUUUUACCUGACCAAAAUUCCUGAGCAUACCUGGGGUCUUAAUGGUGUCGGAGAUCUUGUUAACUGGUCCAACGCGGCUUUCGAGAAAGCUCGAUCAGGGCAGGGGUACAUCAACUGCACAGCAUCCUGGCAAGAGCAGCGCCAGUUUCUGGAUCUGGCUUUGAACAGCUUAGGUUCGCAUCCCGUGGUCCCUUCCAUCAUGAGCGAAUUUGAGAAUCUGGAACCCAGCAUACCUGACCUCACAGGGUAUGACUCAGUGAGCUUGUCUGACGAGUAUACCUGUACGGAUGGCACAGUCCUGGCGUUUGCGACAGACGGGUCCCUGGGGCGACUCUAUGAUCCAUACAACAAAGUGGAAUGGGCGACGGACAGCUCCAGGAUGGGUCAAAUUCUGUACAGCACAUACAAUGAGACCGACUAUGACCAUAUGUCAAAGCUGUAUGACUACAUCGGAGGAGGGGCUGGCUUUCACAAAGUCAAUUCAACUUCCAACGCCCACCCUGUGUCACGGCAAUGGGAGGUCAUAGCCAAAAACCUGUAUAAGAAGACAGAUGAUCCUGCUUGUGACUUCAUUGUGAAGAUUUUGCCAGUUGACUAUGAAGCAGUCACCGACUAUGGGCUGCCAGCCGUGUUCUACGUUCACUACGCUUAUGUGCCAAACCAACAGAAAAGCCUUUUCAAAGGAGAGUUGCAGAUGGAGGUCCAAUGGUUUAACAAGGGCCCCACGCGUCUUUCGGAGGCAAUCUCUGUUGGCUUCAGCCCCUUGACAAGGACAGGCAGUCAGUGGACUAUGUCCAAGCUCGGGGAGCUCAUCGACCCUACCAACGUCAUCUUGAAUGGGAGCCAAUACCUACACGCUAUAAACAAAGGUGUUUACUACCUCGAUGGGAACCAGACUGGGCUUGAGGUUCUUAGCCCAGAUGUUGCCCUUCUGACCCUCAGCACAGCCUCGCAUCCUCCAUCUGUCUUCCCCGUGCCCCUCUCUGCACCAUCAGAGCCAUUUACUUCAGCUGCCUUCAACAUCUACAACAACUUAUGGACCACCAACUAUAUCUUCUGGUAUCCCUUUUUACCAGAAGAUCUCAACUUUAAAGUCCAUUUUUAUCUUCACUUCAUGUAGAACACAACUGUCGAUUCAAUGGCUUCACUUUGUUCCUUAUCAUAAAAGUUGAUCAUAAAAGUCUUUUUUUCCUGAGUUUUAACAGGACUGAAUGCUGAAUAGUAACUUAAAAAAAUCUUUGUACAUCUACUUUCUUCUAAGCUUUCAAGUUUCUUUAUAACUACAAAGAUUGAAUUUGGUUUGAUACAUUAAAAGAUAUCUGUUCA
Molecule: messenger RNA, 3760 nt
Organism: Pomacea canaliculata
Lineage: Eukaryota; Metazoa; Mollusca; Gastropoda; Architaenioglossa; Ampullariidae
Exons: 14
Coding region: 1287-3554 (755 amino acids)
Source: RefSeq, a predicted model, not a curated record